Messenger RNA from Cinara cedri, 2803 nucleotides. The record is from the annotation of a GenBank genome assembly. NCBI's taxonomy places the organism in Eukaryota, Metazoa, Arthropoda, Insecta, Hemiptera, Aphididae.
AUGAAUCAACCAAACCGUUCAGCCCAUCAGAAUAGAUUGAACAUAGAUAACUGUGAACAGUGUAAUGGAAACUCGGCGUCUCGACAUUGGCCGGUAUGUCACAUUUUGAAUGUUUUUUUUUCUUAAACUGUAUAAAUAUGUAGUAAUUUAAUUCAUGAAAACGUAUAGUAUUUAUUCAUUAUUAUUAACGUUUGAUAUUGUAGAUACUGAUUAAUGUUAGGAUUUCCAUAGUUUGAUAAUAUUUGUCAAAGGACGUUUUCGGACAGAAUAUUGCAUCAUAUAUAGGUAUGCAUUAAAAAACCAUUUUUAAUUUAUGUGAUUAGUUUGUUUUUGUCUGCAAUUAUUCUUAGUGCUCAUUACUGAUAACGAUUUUAUUAUUUAUUACACUUGAGGAACGGAUUUAUUCUUAUUUAUUAUUUAAUUAUUUUUAUUUUUAUUAAUUACAGUAUUUAACAACAAUAAUUAAAAUAGACACUAAUAUCAUGAAAGUUAAUAAAAACUGAAAAUUCUCCACUCACUUCAAAAUGGGUAAAUGAUUUAAUAUUAUAAUUAUAACAAUAAUAAUAUUAUUGUGUACCUACCUAAAAUAUCGCCAAUAUCAUUUUCAACUCACCUACCUACAAAAAAUAUUCCAACACUACCACAUCAUGUCUGUAAACCAUAUAAUAGGAAUAGCCAACCAGUUUCAAUGGGGGUCGUUGUAAAUAAUGUUUCAAUCAUUUUUAAAGUAGGUAUAUAUGUAACACUGGCAAAUUAAGAAAACUUUCUUAAAAGCCUUACAUUUUAUUUGUUUGUUUGUACAGUAUUCUUUUAGUAUGUGACCUCUCGAACUAAUAAUUAAUUAAAAAUCAUAAAGUUAGGUUAUUUUAUUAUUAUAGAUUAUGAAUUACAUUCAAAACCUGUCAUCAAAAUAUCAAUAAAAAAAAAAAUUUAUUAAUAAUGUCAUAAAAUUAUUUUAUUAUAAAUUAUGUUUUUGGCAAUACAAUUUUUGUACUGUACAUCACUUAUAAAUUUAAAAAAAAUUUUAUUUUGCUUGUAAAUAAAAAAGGUACCAUGUAUCAAUUAAAUGAUGUCGCAACAUUUCAGCUAAUGUUCCGUACAUUUUUCAUAGGAUUUUAGUUUUUAAUAUUCCCCAUAAAAAUUCAAUUAGUUGCAUGUGAGCUCCAGUAGUUGGAUAAAUACUAAUUUUUGAAUGCUUUACUAUUCUAUGUUCAUAGCUUCUAUUUUGUAAACAAGAAUAUGUUCUCCAUUUGUCUGAUAUUAUAAUAGGACCCGAUAAUAUAUAUGUAUAUUUUUUUUUUUUGAUAAUUGGAAUAAAAGUUUCUCUCUUGUGUUUUUUCUAGAAAAAAAAACCUUUAUUCCAAAUUAUCUCCAAUUAUGCUACAAUACCAAAGGUCCUUCUAUUCUGCAACCAUAAUUUCAGUUUGAUGUAGGGAAAUUAACUAUAUUUAUUUGAUUUUCUUGAUCACUGUCAGAAUUAGAGUCUGUCGAGUUAUCUUGUACUUGUUCAUGACACAGAUCACUUAGCAGCCAUCUUCCUCGGUUAUACUUUCUUCCCUCUCUCAAUAAUAAUUCAUCAAUUUAUACCACUAUACACAAAAUAUUACUAUAUUUUGUCCUCCCAUCUUUUGACCUUUUUCAAAUAAUAAACAUAACAUAUCUACAAAAAUUAAACCAGUCAACAGUGCAUUUGAACGACCUGUUAAAAUUGGAAACAGUUACAAUAUUGUGACCAAUAAUAAAUAAGUUCUGGUAUUUGAUCCAAACUGAGAUUUGAAUUGCCUCCUGUAUUAAAAUCAGUAUAUGUAAAAAAAAUCUAUUUUUGAUAACAGUUAAUCUUUUUUUUCUUAUGUACAUCUUUUUUCACUGUGGCAUUUAUGGCAUAAAUCAAUUUUGUUAUUUUGUGGUAAUAGUUUAUUCCUUUGUAAAAAUUCUAACACAGUUUUUUCAGAAGAAAUUAUCGCAUACAACUCGACUACUAACAUUUUAAAGUUUUACACACACACAAUUUAGUAUGAAUGACCAUACAGGUACUAACAAUAUUGUCCAUAAUAAACAAUGUAUCAUGUAUUAUAAAAUAUCUAUUGGUAAAAACCAAUGAAUAUAAUAUCAAUAUAAUAUAAUUAUAAAGAUAAGCAAGCAUAGGUUAUACCUAUACCUAUAUCCAUACCUAUAAUAAUAGUAUAGAAAAUUGAUUUGGUAGGUCAUGUGCAAAACUCAAUUCUCAAUCUGUAAAUUACAUACUAACCAAAUACCAAUUGUACCAUUGGUAAUACUAAGCAUUUAGCAUGUAAAAUUAUAAUAAUUUAUAUUAUAUUUUUGAUUAUUCAUCCUUGAAUUCCUAAUUCUUAUUAUGUGUUCUUGACAUCAAUUGUCUAUUGUAUCUCUUUUAUCAACAGGAAAAAACGAAAAUAAUGAAAUUGUUAGAAACAGAAGAAAGUGUGGAUGUCGAUUAUGAAGAAAUGAGAAGAUUUAUGAGUAAGAUAGAAAAUCUCAAUAAAUUAGAAGUACUAGAUAAAGUAAAGCAAAGGGAAAUUGUGAUGGCUGCAAAACAACAACUUGUUAAACUUGAUAAACUAAUAUUGUUAAUUUAAUUUAGCUGCUCAUUUUUCUUAAAUAUAUGAUAAUGAUUUUAUUUUAACUUUUUGUUCUUAUUUUCCAGUUAACGAUGGGGCAAAAUAUAACCUUCAUGUAUUGUUUGGACAAAAUAAUCCAAGAACUACCUAAAAAGAGGACUUGCAGCAUUUCCAAUUAUGAAUGUUUAUUAGCAAUAAAGCAGUAUUAUGAAGAUAAAUUAAUGUAA